UGUCCGGUAACUGUAUAUUGAGCGGUAAGGCAGCCGGUGAGUCUGCGUAGGAAACUGCUUUUUUGAUCAUGGCUACCGGAGGCGGUGCACCUGAGGAGGUGAACAGCGAUCUGGAUCUACCUAACUGGAGCCACGAGUCCCUUGAAGACAGACUAAACAAUUUGAGCUGGAGUGGACAGAAAAAGGCCAACAGGUCAUCUGAGAAGAACAAGAAAAGAUUUGGAGCAGAGUGUGAAACAAGACUUACAAACUCCAUCUCUCCCGAAUCUACCCCUGGCGUUGGACGAAGGAGGACUAGAACGCCGCACACUUUUCCACACACCAGAUAUGUGUCUCAAAUGUCUGUGCCAGAACAGGCGGAAUUGGAAAGGCUCAAACAGAAAAUAAAUUUUGGGGAUUUAGAUCAGCAGAGCAUUGGAAGUGAUUCCCAAGGCAGGGUGACAGCAGCAAAUAACAAACGGCAGAUUGGUGAAGCUCGCAAGCCGUUCAACUUCCUUCCGCUACAGCUAAACACCAACAAAGAAAAGGCUUCUCCUUCCCUAAGCCCCCCAAAGAAGGAAAGUAGUGCCAGCACCUUACCCAAGGAUUUUCUCACCAUAGCCCCCAAUAAAGAUUUUGCCCGGAAUUAUCAGGCUUCUGUGGAGGAAGAUGGUGAAGAAGAAGCUGCGAUUGAUAGAAGUCAGGUUGUGAGUAGCCUUGUAAAGAUUCGUGAGUAUAUCAUCAAGGCCAGUUCCCUGAGAGAUGACCUUGUUGAGAAAAAGGAAAGGUCUACAAAUGUUGAACAAUUAUCAAAGUUAAUAGACCUCCUGAAAGUCCAGGAAAACUCUUACUUUACAUUCCUUCAGAAAAUGCUUGGUAGUGGAAAUGCGGAGGAAAGGCGCACGGUAGAGUCAGCGGUGGGAUCUGGUUCUGUAGCAGAGAGCUCAUUCUUAAACAUUGAUGGGCAGUCUGAGGCUUCAGAUGCCACGGCAGUAGAUCCUCAACAAGAAGCCAAAGAGGAACUAAAGAACAUGAAGAAACAGCACGCCUUAUUAACAAGGAUGCUUCAGCAGCAAGAACAGCUCCGGGCCCUGAAAGGACGACAGGCGGCUCUCCUCGCUCUACAGCACAAGGCAGAGCAAGCGAUCGCUGUCAUGGACGAAUCCGUGAUCACUGAAACUACAGGAAGUGUGUCUGGUGUAAGCUUAACAUCAGAACUCAAUGAAGAGCUAAAUGAUCUAAUUCAGCGCUUUCACAACCAGCUGCAUGAUGCUCAGGGUCCACCUGUACCAGAUAACAGAAGACAAGCAGAAAGCCUCUCGCUUGCAAGGGAAGUUGCUCGAAGCAGAAACUCCUCUUUAUCAGAACCUCUCUCAGAUGUACAAGACCCUCUGUUCAAUAAGGUUGGGGUACUGCUCGAAAAGAAACAGAAAAUGGACUCACUUCUUGGAGAACUACAUGAUAAUCAUCUAAAUAACACAACCUUCAUGGCCUCGGGCUCCCCACAUAGGAGCAUGGAUCAAAGAAGCAUAGGUUCAGCCGCCUCGGUUCCUCUCAUCUCAGAGAAUAGAGCAGCCAACAGCACAGCCGUUUAUCCGUCCGCCUCCGUAGCAUCUCUAAAUGAAAGCGAUGAUGAAGAGAAUCAAAACCCGGCAGAAAAACUGAUAAAGUUGAAAGAAGUUCGAAAGAGGCUAAAUGAGUUGCGUGAUUUGGUUCAUUAUUAUGAGCAAACGUCUGACAUGAUGGCAGAUGCUGUAAAUGAAAACACUAAAGAGGAGGAUGAGGAGGAGAGCCGAGAUUCUGAAUAUGACUCUGACUCUGAGCAGGAUGAGGUUCAGCCCGUCACUAACAUACGAAACCCGCACCGGACCAGUAACUGGGGACAAAUGAACAGCGUUGCCAGUGCACAGUGUGCAGCAAACAACCGUGAUGACAGACCCCUCAACACAGAGUGUGAAAUAAACAACAGAUCAGCUGUUAAUUCAAGAACCUUCAAUGUACCUUCUGCAUUAGGUUGUUUAUACAACAGAGAAGCAAUUGGUAAAGAUAGAGACUGUGAUCCAGACGUUGAUGAGGAUGAUGCCCAGGAGGACCGCGCAAGCAGAGCCACCGUGUCCAGUAACAGCAGUGCUGCGGAUGACUCUAAUACUGAUUUUGAACAAAAGUUCAAUCGACUUAUUGCAGCCAAACAGAAACUUCGAAAGUUGCAGGAUCUUGUUGCAAUGUAUGGCGAUGAUACAGAGUCUGAUUCUGUCCCAGCUGAGAGUUCUGUUAAGGGUCAACGUUCAUCAGGAGCAGAAAACAGUCAGCAACAACCUAACAACACUCGUCCGAAUAUGUCUGCAGUUCAAAAAGAUGUGGCACUUAAGGAGCAAGCAAGGGAAAAAUUCUAUGAGUCUAAACUUAAGCAGCAGCAGAAAGAACUGAAACAGUUACAGGAUGAACGGAAAAAACUUAUUGAAAUUCAGGAGAAAAUCCAGACUUUGCGCAAGGCCUGUCCUGACCUACAGUUGUCCACGUCUAGUCUUGGAACCUGCCCUGCAAAUAGACAUUUGACAACAACCGCAUCAACUCCCGACGUUCUUGAAAGUAGUAACGCUGUUGUCCCACCUAUGCCUGAUCCUGAAGAUUCAUCAUCCGUGGACAAUGAGGUGUGGUCUGAGAUCCGUAGACAUCAAAUUGUUCGGGAGGAUUUAAGACAAAGAAGAAAGCAGUUAGAGUCCCUGAUGGCUGAGCAACAGAGGAGGCAUGGAUUAACAGAUACAAAUUCUGCCGCGUCUUUAAGAAGUGAUGACUCUGAAGGUCAAGGAUUUAAUCAGCAAAGCAAGACGGAGAAGACCAUGGCUACCUGGGGUGGUUCUACCCAGUGUGCUCUUGAUGAAGAGGAGGAGGAAGGUGAUCGUGCCUACAUUUCAGAUGGAAAUCAGGCAGAAGAGGAGGAGGAGGAUGAAGAAGAAGAAGAGCAAGACACCUUUUGCGAAAAUGUUUCUUACCGUCGAAAUGGCACAAACCAAACUUCCAAUAGUGGAAACCGUAGUAAAAAUGGGUGGAAAAGCCAGCGUCCGUUUUCAGUUGAUGGCAAUUAUCGUCCCUCUCCCAAAACAAGGCAACAACAGAAUAUAAGUAUGAGACGGCAAGAGAAUCUGAGAUGGGUGUCUGAGCUUUCUCAUGUGGAGGAGAAGGAACACUGGCAGGAUCAGUUUGACCAGCUGAAGAAGCAGCUUGAUUUCAGUACAAAUAUCUGUCAGACCCUCAUGAGAGAUCAUCAGACGCUGUCCUGUAUGAUGCAGGGCCUUCUGGUGAACCCCUACAACGUAAUGCCAGGGGCCGUGGGAGGACCGCAGCUCCAUCUCCUCACUCAUCAGCUCAACCAGUGCUACUCACAGCUUAACUGGCAACAGAACAAUGUCUUGAGGCUAAAACAAAUGCUGAAUGAUGUUAUGCGCCAUCAACAAGAACAUCUAUCACAGGAGAGCAAUCCGAGGAAGGACAGGGGUAGCAGCGUGCCCCCACCUCCAUCUCCUAAUAUGUUUGCUAACUUCAGUUUCAUUCCACCACCCAUGAACUUUUUCAACAUGCCUGCCUUUGGAAGUGUCCCCAAUGUGGUGCCAGGUAUGAACUUUAAUUCUAUAUUUCCACCUGGCUUUGGCGAUUUUACACACGGUGUUCCUUCUCAGUCCGAUACGCCUCUCCAUCCUCCUGAUCCAAACACAUCUGGAAAGACUGAGUAUAUGGCUUUUCCCAAACCUUUUGAAAGCAGUUCUUCUUCAAAUCCAGCAGAUAAACCAAGGAAUGCACAGAAAUCAGUUGGCGAGGGGGACCACACGAGAGUAUUUUGGCCACAAGAUCAAAAUAAUGACCAAGGGAAAAAAUCAACGUUUUUGAAUGCUGGCCAUUCAGCUUCUGGGCCGUCCAUGAAGCAGUCAGAGGAAACCCACCGAGUGAAGCAGUUUGAUGAAGAGUCCAUGGAGAGUUUGAGCAGCAUGCCAGAUCCUGUGGAUUCGGUUACAUUCACCAAAACCUUCCGUGCGCGAAAAGCAGUAGCACAAGCCAGCCUGGCCUCCAAAGACAAGACGCCGAAAGCAAAGAAUAAGAAAAGAAAGAUUUCCCAUCAGAAAAGCAGAACCUUAAAGAACUCUGGGUUUCACAGUGCCAGUGGAUCCAGCGUUGGUGAGCUGAAACAGAGUGACAGUAAACACUCGCAGACCGAGGAGCCAGCUGUAAUCGCUCAGAAUCCAAGCAAUGCUGAUCACUUGCAGAGAAUGAGAAAAAACGACCAGCAUGUAGAAAUGUCCUCAGAAGCCGGCAGCGACUUUUCGAUGUUUGAAGCUUUACGCGACACCAUCUACUCGGAAGUGGCAACCCUGAUUUCCCAAAAUGAAUCUCGUCCUAAUUUCCUUAUUGAACUUUUCCAUGAACUGCAGCUUCUGAAUACAGAUUACCUUCGGCAAAAGGCACUGUUUGCAUUGCAGGAUAUUGCGACCAGGCGGAUCACUGACAAUAAGCGUGACUCUAUGAAGACCAUCGAAUCCGCUGGAUGGAUGGCAUCUAAUUCUGAGCUAACACCCAGCGAAAGCUUGGCUACGACCGAUGAUGAAAUGUAUGCAAAAACGUCAGACUGCGCCGGUGCUCUCGGAGAACGCAAUGAUGGUGAUAAUGUUAGCACUUUGUCAACCUCAUCAAAUUUUGAGCCGUUUGCAACAGAUGACCUUGGCAAUACCGUGAUUCAUUUAGAUCAAGCCUUGGCAAGAAUGAGAGAAUAUGAACGCAUGAAACUUGAGGCUGAAAAUGCUUUAGCUGCUGACAGCGGCAGUAAUAUUAACGGUGCUGCCAGUAAUUUGGAAGACGCUCCUAAAGAUGGAGAGAUUCAGAACGCCCAGCAAUCAGAUGAAGUUUCUGUUCCCUGUCCACGCAUCGACACACAACAGCUUGACCGACAAAUAAAAGCAAUUAUGAAGGAAGUCAUCCCUUUUUUGAAGGAACACAUGGAAGAGGUGUGCUCUCCUAACUUGCUCACAUCUAUAAGGCGAAUGGUUUUGACGCUGACGCAGCAAAACGAUGAGAGCAAAGAAUUUGUGAAAUUCUUCCAUAAGCAGCUAGGAAGCAUUUUACAGGACUCAUUGGCAAAAUUUAGCAGUAAGAAGUUAAAGGACUGUGGUGAGGAUCUCCUUGUUGAGAUUUCGGAAGUCCUGUUCAACGAGUUGGCUUUCUUCCGGCUCAUGCAAGAUCUGGACAGCAGCAGCAUCGCGGCUCAGGGGAGAAGCAAAAGGAAAUCUGAUGCAGCCGGGGUCCUGCAGUCGCUUACCAAAGAGGCUCAGAAACUGUUUGAUGUUGAGCAGUGUGUGGCUACUGGAGACGAUGAAGAUAAAGACAAAGACGAAACGGAGACUGUGACAAAAGCACAAAAAAGAGAAAAUAUUGAUGGUUCGGAAGUCCAGAGCGGAAGAUCUGAUAUUUCCGAGGAGGAGGAUGCAAACGAUAGCCUGCCUGUUUCCAUUAGUCUAUCCAAAGCUGAAACACAACCUUUGACAAACUACGGUAGUGGCGAAGAUGAGAACGAAGUGGAGGACAAUGAGGAGUUUGAGGCAGGGCCUGUUGAUGUCCAGACAUCCUUGGAAGCUAGCAAUGACGCUGCCGAGGACAAUGAAAAGGACCAGGUUUCAAGAAACACCUCUGAAGAAACCUUAAAGUGUGACAAAACGGAAAUAUUGGCAAAUUAUACAGGGCUAGUGGAGGCAGAAGAGGAGGACUCUGUAACCUCCGCUGUGCCAGACAUUUCUUCUCCCCUUUUAUUGAAUAAAGAGAAGGACGAAGUGCUAUCCGCAAGUAUGACUGAAAAUGCAAAGCCACCUUUGACUUCAUCUGACAGUUCAGGGGCCGAGAGCCCUGCCACUGAAUCCCCCGUCUUAGUUGAAUGUGAAAACGGUUCUGGAAACACAAGUCAGAAGUCUGAUGAAGAUGAUUUUGUUAAAGUUGAUGAUUUGCCACUGAAGCUUAAUAUACCCAAGUCGAACCUGAUGCAGGAAAUGGAGAAAGAGGAGGAAAAGAACAACUUAUGUGAAGAAAUCCUUAAUUUGGCUGAACAAGGAAAUGUUACUGUUGAGCUGGCUGGAGAUGGCCUUUCCCUGCAAGACCCGGAAAACUUCCAUUCUGCAUGAACAAAAAAUUCUCCUAGUUACACUUUCUAUACAGCAGACCUUUUUAAAAUGCACUACAGCUUCUGUUUUGGCGUUGUUUUACAAUGUUAUUUUGAAAAUGUCAGGUUUUGUUAAAUAAAACCUUUCUAUGGCUGUUUUGUUUAUCCAAGAGUCCAAGCACUGUUUUUCCUCUUCUGUAAUUUGUUUUUCUAUUUGUAAUUUCACAAUUGUUGGAAGCAAGUUAUAAUAAAGUUUUUUUGCUUGUC
This is a messenger RNA of Spea bombifrons (plains spadefoot toad), 6382 nucleotides long. RefSeq names its product pericentriolar material 1 (gene PCM1). Lineage: Eukaryota; Metazoa; Chordata; Amphibia; Anura; Pelobatidae. Gene Ontology annotation, biological process: protein localization to centrosome; microtubule anchoring at centrosome; intraciliary transport involved in cilium assembly. The record is from RefSeq and is a predicted model, not a curated record. The coding region runs from base 69 to 6137 and encodes 2022 amino acids. Gene Ontology annotation, cellular component: centriole; centriolar satellite; centrosome. The transcript has 39 exons.